UUCUUUCUCAUUCUCUAAAACAUGAGAAACUCGAAGCCGUUAUCUCUCAUCUUCUGCACUCUACUUUUCGCCACAAUUUCAACCCCAGUAAGUAACCACAAAAUUAUCCCUCAAAAGGAGACCAAUCUGAUAGAAGAAACUUGCAAGCAAACACCCCAUCAUGACCUCUGCGUUCAAUACCUCUUAUCUGACCCGCGUAGUUCCAAUGCAGAUGUCACAGGGUUAGCACUAAUCAUGGUUAACGUAAUCAAAGCCAAAGCAGACAAUGCCUUGGACAAAAUCCACCAACUGCUUCAGGAAGGAUCUGAAACUGAUCAAAAGGAAGCACUUAUUUUGUGUGCUGGUCGAUACAAAGCAAUUCUGGAAGCUGAUGUGCCGCAAGCUGUUGCAGCUUUGCAGAAAGGGGACCCAAAGUUUGCAGAAGAUGGUGCAAAUGAUGCUGUUGUUGAAGCCACCUCUUGUGAGAAUAGCUUCUCUGGGAAAUCACCACUCACUUAUCACAACAAUGCUAGGCAUGAUGCUGCAGCCACAACUGCGGCUAUUGUUAGACAAUUGCUCUAG
Molecule: messenger RNA, 561 nt
Organism: Abrus precatorius (Indian licorice)
Lineage: Eukaryota; Viridiplantae; Streptophyta; Magnoliopsida; Fabales; Fabaceae
Product: cell wall / vacuolar inhibitor of fructosidase 1-like
Exons: 1
Coding region: 22-561 (179 amino acids)
Biological process (GO): negative regulation of catalytic activity
Molecular function (GO): enzyme inhibitor activity
Source: RefSeq, a predicted model, not a curated record